Messenger RNA from Fundulus heteroclitus (mummichog), 5145 nucleotides. Its product is annotated as zgc:136908. Gene Ontology annotation, cellular component: cytosol; nucleus; VCP-NPL4-UFD1 AAA ATPase complex. The coding region runs from base 588 to 3014 and encodes 808 amino acids. NCBI's taxonomy places the organism in Eukaryota, Metazoa, Chordata, Actinopteri, Cyprinodontiformes, Fundulidae. Gene Ontology annotation, biological process: mitotic spindle disassembly; retrograde protein transport, ER to cytosol; autophagosome maturation. The transcript is spliced from 18 exons. The record is from RefSeq and is a predicted model, not a curated record. Gene Ontology annotation, molecular function: polyubiquitin modification-dependent protein binding; ATP hydrolysis activity; ATP binding.
ACCUCUGGCCUUUCAGAGCAGCUGGUUCUCAGAGGCAGCUCCCUUCAUUCACGCAGUCGGAGGUGAAGACAGUACGCCGUGUUUGAAAAUAAGAAGCGGCUGAUCCCGGGGAUGACACGUAAUGCAGAGGAGGAAAAUCCUGAAUUUAUUUGAACACACGACUAUCCAGCAGUUGAGCAGCUGAGCUACUGGUUUUGCGUUUGCAGCCGAGGAGCAGGGCCAGGAGGAAAUAUCACAUUGCGACCGCUUUGGGACGCUCUCCCAGGAUAAGUGCCAGGGAUCCCUGCAUGUGUGGGCGCACCGUGUUGGGGUUAUAACAGGAGAAGCAGACGGACGUAUUUAUAACAAACAGGCAGAGUGCAGCUCGCGCAAACAUGAAGAUUGAAGACAAGUGAAGAGGGGGGGAAAGAGAAAAGCCUGAGAAUAUCUGCUGUGACCUUUUUUGGCCUCUGAAGACCAAAAGUUCACCAAAGACCGGAAAGAUCAGGCAGAAAGCUAAAAGCUUUGAAGCAUAAAGGCCCGACUGUUGAAUAUUCAGCAGCGUAAAAUUGAGCUUAUCUGAAUUUCCCAGACAAAGGAGAGAAGAAAUGCCAGGCCCAGGAGGAGCAGACCCGAAGGGAGAGGAUUUCUCCACUGCCAUCCUGAAGCAGAAGCACAGACCCAACAGGCUGAUUGUGGACGAAGCGCUCAAUGAGGACAGCAGCAUUGUCAGCCUGUCGCAGCAUAAGACGGAGGAGCUGCAGCUCUUCCGCGGGGACACCGUGGUGCUGAGGGGACGAAAACGCCGGCAAACCGUGUGCAUCAUCCUGACGGACGACACCUGCGGAGAUGAGAGGAUUCGGAUGAACAGGGUGACGCGCAACAACCUGCGCGUCCACCUCGGGGAUGUCAUCAGCAUCCAUGCUUGUCCUGACAUCAAGUAUGGGAAAAAGAUCCAUGUCCUCCCCAUUGACGACACUAUUGUGGGCCUGGCAGGGAACCUUUUUGACGUUUUCCUCAAGCCGUACUUUCUAGAGGCAUACCGGCCGGUACACAAAGGUGACAUUUUCUUGGUGAGGGGGAGCAUGCGAGCCGUCGAGUUCAAGGUGGUAGAGACGGAGCCGAGCCCUCACUGCAUUGUUGCCCCAGACACUGUCAUCUACUGCGAAGGAGAGCCGAUCAAAAGAGAGGACGAGGAGGAGAAUCUAAAUGAUGUUGGGUAUGACGACAUCGGAGGCUGUCGGAAGCAGCUGGCUCAGAUCAAAGAGAUGGUGGAGCUUCCUCUCCGGCACCCGGGACUCUUCAAGGCGAUAGGAGUUAAGCCCCCGAGAGGUAUCCUGCUUUACGGCCCUGCGGGGACAGGGAAGACCCUUGUGGCCCGAGCGGUAGCCAAUGAGACUGGGGCUUUCUUCUUCUUAAUCAACGGUCCCGAGAUCAUGAGUAAGCUGGCAGGGGAGUCGGAAAGCAACCUGAGGAAGGCGUUUGAGGAGGCAGAGAGCAACGCUCCGGCGAUCAUCUUCAUCGACGAGCUGGACGCCAUCGCUCCCAAGAGAGAGAAGACUCACGGUGAGGUGGAGAGGCGCAUCGUGUCGCAGCUCCUGACCCUGAUGGAUGGCUUGAAGCAAAGAGCCCACGUGGUUGUGAUGGCGGCGACGAACCGGCCGAACAGCAUCGACUCGGCUCUGAGACGCUUCGGCAGGUUUGAUCGAGAGAUUGACAUUGGGAUCCCCGAUUCGACCGGCAGGCUGGAGAUCCUGCAGAUCCACACCAAAAACAUGAAACUGGCGGAUGAUGUUGAUCUGGAAAAGAUCGGAGCAGAGACACAUGGGCACGUGGGCGCCGACCUCGCCGCUUUGUGCUCAGAAGCCGCUCUGCAGGCAAUACGCAAGAAGAUGACGCUCAUCGAUCUGGAGGACGAAACCAUCGAUGCUGACCUGCUCAACUCCCUGGCCGUCACCAUGGAUGACUUCCAAUGGGCCCUGAGUCAAAGCAACCCAUCAGCUCUGAGAGAGACAGUGGCAGAGGUUCCUCAGGUCAACUGGGAGGACAUCGGUGGUCUGAGCGAGGUCAAGCGAGAACUCCAGGAGCUCGUUCAGUAUCCAGUGGAGCACCCUGACAAGUUCCUGAAGUUUGGGAUGACCCCGUCUCGAGGGGUGCUGUUCUACGGCCCCCCCGGCUGCGGGAAGACGCUCCUGGCGAAGGCCAUCGCCAACGAGUGUCAGGCAAACUUUGUGUCCAUCAAAGGACCGGAGAUGCUCACCAUGUGGUUCGGAGAGUCGGAGGCCAAUGUCAGAGAUGUUUUUGACAAGGCCAGACAGGCAGCCCCCUGCAUCUUGUUUUUUGACGAGUUGGACUCUAUCGCCAAGUCCAGAGGAGGCGGGGCGGGGGACGCCGGCGGCGCCGCCGACAGAGUCAUCAACCAGAUUCUCACUGAGAUGGACGGCAUGUCGGACAAGAAGAACGUUUUCAUCAUCGGUGCCACAAACAGGCCGGACAUCAUAGACCCGGCCAUCCUGCGGCCGGGCCGUCUGGACCAGCUCAUCUACAUCCCGCUCCCCGACAAACCCUCUCGCAUGGCAAUUCUUAAAGCUAAUCUGCGCAAAUCACCGAUUGCACGAGACGUAGAUCUGGAGUUCCUCUCUGGGAUCACCGAGGGUUUCUCCGGAGCCGACCUGACCGAGAUCUGUCAGCGAGCUUGUAAGCUGGCCAUCCGGGAGGCCAUCGAAGCCGAGAUCAAGGCUGAGCGUCAGAGGCAGAGCAGACCAGGAAUCCCAAUGGACGAGGACUUCGAUCCGGUCCCAGAGAUCAGGAAGGACCACUUUGAAGAGGCGAUGCGCUUCGCUCGCCGCUCCGUCAGCGACAACGACAUCCGCAAAUACGAGAUGUUUGCUCAGACUCUGCAGCAGAGCCGAGGUUUUGGGAACUUCAGGUUCCCGUCUGCUACCGGCACCCGGUCUGGAGAUCAGGGGUCAGGUUCUGGAUCGGAGAGGCCGAACCAGUUCAGAGAGGAAGGUGAUGAGGAUCUCUACCAGUGAUGAUGAUGAUGAUGCUUUGAGACUGCUAGUGACAGAAAAAGACCGAUUGAAAAGUGUCUGUCUAAAUUUCUUUUUGACUGAUAGAAAUUACAUUAACAUGUAAAAAUAUAAAAGAUUUGAUUUUCACUUUUAGAAUCCAGUGAGAGUUUUUUAAGCAUACAGUUUGGAAUGAUGGUGGUAAAUGAAUAAUGUUGAGUUGUUUUGUUCUUUGCAUUUUAUUGUUUGUUAACUGUUGAGAACGUCUAAGCAGAAAAAUAAACCGGGCUUCUGUUCACUCAUCCAGUGUUUUGCGUUAAGGAUAGUUUUUGAUCCAAGAUAUUUCUAUAAAUACUUUUUGUCAAAAUAAUUAUAGCCUACCCACAAACAGCCGAUGAUAUCUCUGUAUUGAUUUAGUGUUGAUACUUGCUUAUAUUAGACUGAUUCAUUGUCUUGUGACAUGCAACAUUUUGGUUCUUUAACACAAAAUGUUCAUGAACUAAAGAUCUGAUUUUAUUUGUGUUCAGAGAAUAUUAUGAAAAAUAUGUUCAUGUUUUAAAAUAAGCCAAACAGAAAAUGAGUUCCAAAUAAACCUUAAAGUACCUUGCUCAACACUCUGAGCAACCAAAUUAACUUGUGUCAAUAUUUUUGUAAAUGUGUUGGUUUUUCAUCGAAUCAUUUCUCAAUGAAAUGCGGUUUUCCCUGUUGGCUCCAAGAAAAACACAGUGCAUGAUUUUUUUCAUUCAUGCUUUCAUCAUACUUUAAAGUGGGAACAUAUCAUGCUUUUGAAUUCUUCCUUUUCACAUUUAAAUAAGUGAUUUGCGGUUUAUAUAACAGGGGCACUGAAAUAUCUGAAUUAUUUGCUAAUUUACCCUUUCUACCCCUGUUCUGAGGCGCGUCUGAGAGUAACUCGGUUUGGUGCAGUCUCUUUAAGUAUAAAGGAGGCCUGUACCCCACCCUCACCCACGUGGGUUGAUACACCUUCUAACCAAAUAUUUUCACAUAUCCACUUGAAGCUUCGGCAUCCUUGAGCUUGGACUACAAAAUCAUAAAAAAGCAAAAAAUGGUAAAAAGAUAAAAAUGGCAAAUUCAUGAAAUUGGGAAGUUGGAAGUCCUUCACCUUGUUCAGUCCUGCAAAUACUGUGACGUAAUUGAUCAAAAACCGUAAUAGAUAACAGAGAAACUGAGCAGCUUUAAAAAAGUAUUACCCAAAAAGAAAAUGAAGAUGUUUAUGCAGCAUCUGGACAGAUUACAUUCAACAAAAUGUGUUUGAGGGCUGCAAAAAUGGAUUUUGCAUGCUAUGCUCCCUUAAAUGGGCCUAUGUACUAUGACUACAAAUCUCUAUGCCAGUAACGCACUCUGGUUGCAUUCAAAUGGCUUUCCCAUUAAAUUAUUGCGUCCUGCUUUUAAUGUUUUUUUUUCUGUGUUUUACUAUUUGUUUUGCCUCUAUUUUUUGGUAAACCAAGCGCUUUAGUGUAUAUUUACAAUAACAAGACCAUGUGACCAGAGGUACGAUAUUGUGCAUGCGCACAAUGAGUAAACAAGGAGAAGCAAUAGUCAGUAACAUCUGGCACAGGUGCAACAAGAAAGACUAAGUAACCAAAUCCCUGUAGAUCGGGUCGGUCUUCGACCACGCUGAGCUGUCACUUUACUGCGAGGCAUUGCAGGUCGAUCUACUGGCUCUUACAGUAGCUGCAUCAAUUGUCGCCAUCUUGCUUUCUGAUAGUUCUGCGGUCCUGCCGGCAGAUGGCACACAACAAUGUUGUGUGAAUAUAAACAUUUAUGUUCAUGUCUGCUGAUUGCGCCAGGUGCAAAAUUCCUUUCAGACUCAAAAAAGACUAAGUCAACGCUAUAAGGAUGAACGCUUGGUGUAUAUUGUUUUAUUUGAAGAUAAUUGUAUGAUUAUUUUUGUAUUUUCCUUUUAUGGUCAAAAAUGUGACUGGGCCCCUUUAAAGUUUAAAAAAGUAAAGAAAUCAGAAUAAAUAAAUCAAAAUUGGCCUAUCUUUUGUUUUUCAAAAACAGAUUGGUAAUUUUAAAACUUACUUUUAACUCUCCAUCAUCUGUUGUGCACGAAUGAAUGAUGUCAUGUUGUCUGAAACCCCAGAGCAGGACUGUCUAUUGUUAUAAAUGCAUUAAAGACCUUUAUUAACUUUCA